GAAUGAAGUACUGUAGAUAUGCGUGCGUGUGUGCUGUUCCUUUCACGUUGUAAAAAACCUUCAAUAAAAACGUCAUAAAGUGAUCCAUCGAUGUAGUCAAACUGAAUUUCUUGAAAGUCUGAUUUUCUAAGUACCCAGUAAUUGUAAUGUUAUUUAUUAUUUAAUUUAAAUGUUAGUGCGGGUUUUACCAAGCAUCGGUAAAUGUGGGAUGUAAAACAGCUGAUUGUAUGCAUUAGAUAGUUCUGGAGAGCUGCAUCAGUUGAUAUGAUUUCUUUAACAUCUUAUUUCUCUCGUAUAUUCACUUUCUGUGUCAUUGUCCUCGUUGCCAUUUCGACAGUUCGACCUGAACGUUUGUACAGUUGUACAGAAAAACAACGAUACGAUGGAUGGUUCAAUAACUUAGCUCAUCCGGACUGGGGCUCUGUUGAGUCUCACCUCAUUCGCAGAGCCCCCUCUGCUUACUCAGAUGGAGUCUAUAUGUUAGCGGGUCAGAACCGGCCCAGCCCAAGGAAACUAAGUCGAUUAUUUAUGCGAGGCUUAGAUGGCUUAGGUUCUAUGAGUAACAGAACAGCUCUUUUGGCAUUCUUCGGACAAAUGGUCACCUCUGAGGUGGUGAUGGCCAGCGAAAGUGGCUGUCCUAUAGAAAUGCACCAUAUCGAAAUCGAAAAAUGUGAUGACGUUUAUGAUAAAGAAUGCAGAGGAGACAAAUACAUCCCUUUCCACCGUGCAGGCUACGACAGAAAAACAGGCCAAAGUCCCAACAGUCCCAGAGAGCAGUUGAAUCAAGUGUCGAGUUGGAUAGAUGGUAGUUUCAUAUACAGUACCAGCGAGCCGUGGGUUAAUACCAUGAGGUCGUUUCGCAAUGGUACCUUUUUAACAGACGCCUCAGGCAAAAUGCCGGUUCGAAAUUCGAUGAGAGUACCACUUUUCAAUAACCCUGUUCCACAUGUCAUGAAAAUGUUAAGUACUGAGAGGUUAUUCCUACUGGGAGAUCCCCGGACGAACCAAAAUCCUGCUUUACUGACUAUAAGUAUUUUAUUUUUUCGAUGGCACAAUGUUGUCGCUGAAAGAGUUCAAAAGGAGCAUCCGGACUGGAGUGAUGAAGAUGUUUUUCAGAGAACGCGGAGAAUCGUUGUCGCCACUCUUCAAAACAUUAUAGCGUAUGAGUACAUACCCGCGUUUUUGGGUCAAGCGCUACCAGAAUAUACAGGAUACAAACAAGAUGUACAUCCGGGUAUUACGCAUGUGUUUCAGAGUGCAGCCUUUAGAUUUGGACACUCUUUAAUACCUCCUGGACUGUUUAGAAGAGAUGGUGAAUGCAAUUAUGAAGAAGCACCUAUGGGAUUACGAUUGUGUGCCACGUGGUGGGACUCUAAUGACGUUUUGGUCAGUCACUCUUUAGAAAAACUUUUGAUGGGAAUGACGUCACAACUGGGUGAAAGAGAGGACUCGGUCCUAUGUUCCGACGUAAGAGACAAACUCUUCGGUCCUAUGGAAUUUUCAAGAAGAGAUCUCGGUGCUUUGAAUAUCAUGCGAGGUCGCGAUAACGGAUUACCAGAUUACAACACCGUAAGAUCUUACUACAAUUUGCCAAAAAUAGAAAAAUGGACCGACAUUAAUCCGAAAUUAUUCGAAGAAAAACCAGAAUUACUAAGAGCACUGGUUUCUGUUUACUCGAAUAAUUUGAAUAAUGUCGAUGUUUACGUCGGAGGUAUGUUGGAAAGUUAUGGAAGUCCUGGUGAACUUUUUACAACUGUGAUUAAAGAACAGUUUGCCCGUUUACGUGACGCUGACAGAUUUUGGUUUGAGAACGAGGCUAAUGGUAUUUUUACAAAGGAAGAAAUUGAAAUUAUUAGAAAAAUUACACUGUGGGAUGUUAUUGUUAAUAGUACAGAUAUACAGCCGCAUUACAUUCAAAAAAAUGUCUUCUUUUGGAUGAAAGGCGAUCCAUGUCCACAACCUAUGCAGCUGAAUGCUUCUUUGAUGGAACCUUGUAAAAUCUUAAAUGGAUACGACUACUUUGAGGGCAAUGAACUGGUUUACAUUUACGCCUGCGUUUUUCUCGGCUUUGUGCCAAUACUUUGUGCCGGAGCCGGCUACGGAGUUGUCAAAUUGCAAAACAGAAGACGAAGGAGACUAAAAAUCAAACAAGAAGAACUGCGAAAUUGCGUAGAAGGCAAAUUACCAGUGGACACAAUGAUCGUCCAAGAGUGGCUCCACGCCAACCACAAAAGACUAGUUAAAGUAAAAUUCGGCCCAGAAAUAGCUAUCCACAUUAUUGGAAGAAAGGGGGAAAAGCUGCGUACGGUUAGCUUCAAAAACACCGAUUCGAUUUACGUAGAAGAAUCUGUAGAGCUCACAAAUCAUAAAAAACCGAUGGUUUUAAUUAGAGUUCCUCGAGAUCAUGAUUUGGUGAUCGAACUAGAUUCAAUAGGUUCUCGAAAGAAGUUCCUAACAAAAUUGGAACUGUUUUUAAGUUCCAAUAAAAAAACUUUGAUCAUCACACAGGUUGUGCGAGAGCUUAUGUUAGCAAAAGCCGAAACCAGCGAACGUAGACAGAAGAAACUCGAGCACUUCUUCCGGGAAGCUUAUGCUUUAACAUUUGGUCUUCGACCUGGUGAACGCCGUCGAAGAUCCGAUGCUAGUGUCGACGGUGAAGUGGUGACUGUUAUGAGAACCUCUUUAACCAAAAGUGAGUUCGCAAGUGCUCUAGGCAUGAAACACGAUGCAGUUUUCGUGAAAAAGAUGUUCAAUAUAGUGGAUAAAGACGGCGAUGGGAGAAUAUCGUUUCAAGAAUUUUUAGACACAGUAGUUCUGUUUUCGCGAGGCAAAACAGACGAUAAGUUACGUAUUAUUUUUGAUAUGUGUGAUAACGAUGGUAACGGAGUCAUUGAUAAAGAAGAACUUUCCGAAAUGUUAAGAUCAUUGGUUGAAAUCGCACGAACUACAAGCUUAAGCGACGACCAUGUGACUGAAUUGAUUGAAGGAAUGUUCCAGGAUGCAGGACUUCAACAUAAACACUUUUUGACCUAUAGCGAUUUUAAAGAGAUGAUGAAGGAAUAUAAAGGCGAGUUUGUCGCCAUCGGACUGGAUUGUAAAGGUGCGAAACAAAACUUUUUGGAUACUUCAACUAAUGUUGCUAGAAUGACAAGUUUCCACAUUGAGCCAACGAUAGAUUCCGAAAAAAGUUACAUCGAACUCAAGUGGGAUUCUUUAACAACGUUUUUAGAAGAGAACCGACAGAACAUAUUCUAUUUAUUCAUUUUUUACGUCAUCACGAUAGCUUUAUUCGUUGAAAGGUUUAUUCAUUACUCAUUUAUGGCGGAACACACCGACUUACGUCACAUUAUGGGUGUUGGAAUUGCAAUAACAAGAGGCUCGGCGGCCUCUUUGUCGUUCUGUUACAGUAUUUUAUUGUUAACAAUGUCCCGGAACCUUCUUACAAAACUUAAAGAAUUUUCAAUACAACAAUACAUCCCUUUAGAUACGCACAUCCAAUUUCAUAAAAUUGCAGCGUGUACAGCUUUGUUCUUUUCGCUGUUGCACACAGUUGGACACAUUGUCAACUUUUACCACGUGUCCACUCAACCGAUUGAAAAUUUAAAGUGUCUCACCAACGAAGUCAGUUUUCCUUCUGAUUACAAACCAGGAAUUACGUUUUGGUUGUUCCAAACAAUAACAGGUCUGACCGGAGUUUUGCUUUUUGUUACAAUGAGUAUUAUCAUAGUGUUUGCCCAUCCCACGAUUCGGAAAAAAGCCUACAAUUUCUUCUGGGCCACUCACAAUCUUUACAUUCUUUUGUACAUAUUGUGCCUGAUUCAUGGCCUAGCUAGGUUAACCGGAGCUCCACGAUUUUGGAUAUUCUUUAUUGGACCCGGAAUUGUCUACACUUUAGACAAGGUUGUCAGUUUGAGGACUAAAUACAUACCUUUAGACGUUAUAGAAACAGAGUUGUUACCAUCGGAUGUUAUUAAGAUAAAGUUCUACAGGCCUCCAAAUCUGAAGUAUCUUUCUGGUCAGUGGGUUCGCUUAGCAUGUACGGCUUUCAAAAGUCGUGAAUUUCAUUCAUUUACCUUAACGUCAGCACCACAUGAAAAUUUUUUGUCGUGCCAUAUCAAGGCCCAAGGUCCUUGGACUUGGAAAUUGAGAAAUUACUUUGACCCUUCUAAUUACAACCCGGAAGAUCAACCGAAGAUAUUGUUGGAAGGACCUUUCGGAGGAGGUAAUCAAGACUGGUACAAGUUCGAAGUGGCCGUGAUGGUGGGAGGCGGAAUUGGGGUGACCCCGUAUGCGUCUAUUUUGAACGAUCUAGUUUUUGGUACUUCAACUAACAGAUAUUCGGGGGUUGCUUGCAAAAAAGUUUACUUUUUGUGGAUAUGUCCUUCCCACAAACACUUUGAAUGGUUUAUUGACGUUCUCCGGGAUGUCGAAAAAAAGGAUGUUACUAAUGUCUUGGAGAUCCAUAUAUUCAUUACACAAUUCUUCCACAAGUUUGAUUUGCGAACGACGAUGUUGUACAUUUGCGAGAAUCACUUCCAAAGACUUUCGAAAACGUCCAUAUUCACCGGAUUGAAAGCGGUUAAUCACUUUGGAAGACCGGAUAUGACCUCUUUCUUAAAAUUUGUGCAAAAAAGACACAGUUAUGUCAGUAAAAUCGGUGUGUUUAGCUGCGGGCCCAGACCUUUAACAAAGAGUGUGAUGUCGGCGUGUGAGGAUGUCAACAAAGGGAGGAAACUGCCAUACUUCAUCCACCAUUUCGAAAAUUUCGGCUGAUAAGCUAGUAGCUUCUAGUUAUCAAUAACAUGUGAUGUUAGUGCAAUUCAUGCUGUACAUAGUUAUGUAUAUAUAACACUGCAAGCUGUGUGUAUUUAGCUCAAUUUAUAAUUUAUAUACCGGUUGUAAUA
Zophobas morio is the source of this 4904-nucleotide messenger RNA. It is a transcript of the gene Duox, whose product is annotated as Dual oxidase. The transcript has 19 exons. Bases 265 to 4773 code for a protein of 1502 amino acids. Lineage: Eukaryota; Metazoa; Arthropoda; Insecta; Coleoptera; Tenebrionidae. Gene Ontology annotation, biological process: response to oxidative stress; defense response; superoxide anion generation. The record is from RefSeq and is a predicted model, not a curated record. Gene Ontology annotation, cellular component: NADPH oxidase complex; plasma membrane. Gene Ontology annotation, molecular function: peroxidase activity; calcium ion binding; superoxide-generating NAD(P)H oxidase activity.